Hipposideros armiger (great roundleaf bat) is the source of this 1101-nucleotide messenger RNA. RefSeq names its product mitochondrial ribosomal protein L54 (gene MRPL54). The record is from RefSeq and is a predicted model, not a curated record. The transcript has 3 exons. Gene Ontology annotation, molecular function: structural constituent of ribosome. Lineage: Eukaryota; Metazoa; Chordata; Mammalia; Chiroptera; Hipposideridae. The coding region runs from base 446 to 862 and encodes 138 amino acids. Gene Ontology annotation, cellular component: mitochondrial large ribosomal subunit.
UAGGGGGAGAGAGUGGUACGUCUUGGCUUAACGUUUUCUCCCUGAGCCUCGGUUUCCUCAAUUAUAAACUGGGGGCUAAUACCUCGUAAUUGUGAGGAUUAAACGAGGUCAAGCCAGUUAAGGACUUUCCAAUUAGACCGGAAUAUAAAGUCUAAUAAGUGUUAGCUUUUUAAUGACUUUUAGAUUUUAAGUAGUUGCUCAUGGGGUAGAAUCAGGUAUAAGGCGUUAAAGUAAAUAAGUAACCGAAGAAGGGCAAUAAGUAAAUGAAACAUCCUUUGAAAGUCUCCUCAUACAGUAACUGGGGUAUCUAUAAAAGUUUAAAGUCAAGGAAUGUAUGCCUAAGGCUGGAAUACAUUUCCCAAGAAUCUCUAGGCGCUUCUAACUCCCAAGCACCCUGUGGCCGCUGACGUCUCCGGAAACGUGCACGGACAGGCCGGCGUACGUCAUGGCUGCCAGACGACUCUUCGGGGCUACCCGGACCUGGGCUGGCUGGCGGGCUCGGGAGCUCCCGGAUCCUGCCGCUCCUGGAAGACUCCUUGUACGGGAUUAUGCCAAGAGACCGGUCAUUAAAGGUGGCAAAGGCAGCAAAGCCGGUGUGGUCAGCGAUGCCCUGAAGGACCCAGAGGUGUGCACAGACCCCAUCCGGCUUACCACGCACGCCAUGGGUGUCAACAUCUACAAGGAGGGCCAGGAUGUGGCCCUGAAGCCUGAUGCUGAGUACCCCGAGUGGCUGUUCCAGAUGAAUGUGGGUCCCCCCAAGAAGCUGGAGGAGCUGGACCCUGAAACCCGGGAUUACUGGCGGCUGCUGCGGAAACACAACAUCUGGCGCCACAACCGGCUGAGCAAGAACCAAAAGUUCUAGGGGUGAAGGGACCAGAGCACACUGACCCACCAAAGGACCUCGGUAGGCACAAAAGGAGGACCCCAGAGGGGUACAACACCUUCCCCAUCCUGCCCCACAGAAGAGUUUUUCUUUUCCUAGAGGAAACAGACUUUUCCUUAUCUGUGUUCCUGUGUGACCCCCCACAGCAAGGCUGGAUCAGGGUCCGGGUCCAAGGGACCAAUAAAGACCUCUUGGGGUUGUCAUUGGCAGAUCCUGGA